UCGAAGUAUUCUGAAACCUCGUGUAAUUACUCAAGAACAGUGUCAAGUUACGCUGACCUCCUAUCCGACACUUUGAAUACCCGUCAAAAAGACCUCGUCAGGAAUCAGGUAUACAAUUACUGUCUGCGCCAUGGACAGUAUUAUAAGCCAAAUCAAGAGCCUGGCUGCAGGUGCCGAUCAGGCUCAAGUCAAGCAAAUCAUUGUCUCCUUGCGCGAGGUGUCUGAUUCCCUUGAGACUCCCUUGGACACUAUCCAACGACUGGUGUAUUUGGCAUUACCACUUACCGCAAUUCGUAUUGGUAUUGAUCUCGACCUGUUCAAUUAUUUGGUGAACAACAAAGCGCCAGCGACUGUGAGCGAGUUAGCCACCAAGACUGGGGCGGCACCAGUCCUCCUAGCCCGUAUCCUUCGCUACUUAGCUUCAACUGGAAUCAUCAAGGAAACAGGAAAAGAUACUUUUACAUAUAACAACAUUACCGAAGCAAUCACUUUUCCGGGAGCGGCGGGAGCUUUCUACAACUACUUUUAUACUACUUACCCGGUUUGGCAAGAGCUGCCUGGUUGGCUUAAGGAACACAAAUACCAGGAUGUGGAGGAUAAUACCAACACACCACUGCAAAAGGCGCACAAAACAGAUCUGCCCUUUUUUAGCUGGAUGCUAACACAGCCUGAAACAUUGGCACACUUUAAUCAGUACAUGUCUGUCCGUCAUACCGGCAAAAAACAAUGGCAUGAAGUAUACCCACUGGAGGACAAGAUUCAAGGGCUCGCGCCAGAGCAAGUGUUCUUUGUGGAUGUUGGUGGUGGAAUUGGUACUCAGUCACGUGCUCUGCGUAAGAAGUACCCUGAUCCUAAGGCCAGAAUCAUUUUGGAAGAUACGCCAGACACUGUUGCACAGGCUGUUCCAUUCCCAGAUGUUGAGAGAUUGCCGCAAAACAUCUUCGACCCUCAAGCUAUUAUUGGCGCGAAAAUUUAUUACUUGCGUAAUAUCCUACACGACUUCCCUGACGAGAAGUGUGUCACAAUUCUGAAGAAUACUGCAGCUGCUCUCGCUCCAGGCUCAGUUAUUCUCCUCGAUGAGAUUGUCAUUCCUGACACUGGUGCUCAUUUCCAUGCUACUCAGCAGGAUAUAAUUGUGAUGGCUACUUUUGCCGCAAUAGAGCGAACCGAGGAGCAGUGGUACAACUUGGCUAAGAGGGCAGGGCUGAAGGUCACCAACAUAUACCUCUACAGUGACAGUGAGCGAGACAGUGUUAUUGAGAUAGUGAAGGAGUGAAAACCGAACUAGAUAUCAUAGACUUUAGCUCAAUAUGUUAUGAUCAUAACCCAAUAGACACAGUCCCAG
Trichoderma virens Gv29-8 is the source of this 1345-nucleotide messenger RNA. RefSeq lists its product as uncharacterized. The record is from RefSeq and is a predicted model, not a curated record. The transcript is spliced from 5 exons. NCBI's taxonomy places the organism in Eukaryota, Fungi, Ascomycota, Sordariomycetes, Hypocreales, Hypocreaceae. Gene Ontology annotation, molecular function: protein dimerization activity; O-methyltransferase activity. Bases 131 to 1276 code for a protein of 381 amino acids.